Messenger RNA from Phytophthora sojae, 1340 nucleotides. RefSeq lists its product as hypothetical. NCBI's taxonomy places the organism in Eukaryota, Oomycota, Peronosporomycetes, Peronosporales, Peronosporaceae. Gene Ontology annotation, cellular component: mitochondrial inner membrane. Gene Ontology annotation, biological process: mitochondrial phosphate ion transmembrane transport. The transcript has a single exon. Gene Ontology annotation, molecular function: phosphate transmembrane transporter activity. The record is from RefSeq and is a predicted model, not a curated record. Bases 69 to 1106 code for a protein of 345 amino acids.
GCGUGCCCUGCGCGGUUUGCUCCCGUCAUUCGCCAUCCACCCGUCGACCUCGCAGCCGCCUCCUCACCAUGAGCGCCUUCUUCCCCGUGAUCUCGUCGCUGAACCCGGCCGUGCCGUCGGUCGCCGCCCCCAAGGCCCGCCCGGCCUCGGUCCUGGCCACCUCGGCCGCCAAGUGGGACGCGCGCCUCUCGCACGACCCCAUCCACGACAAUGCCUACUACGGCAAGUGCAUGAUCGGCGGCAUCCUCUCGUGCGGCCUCACGCACACGGGCAUCACCCCUCUGGAUGUGGUCAAGUGCAACAUGCAGGUGAACCCCGCCAAGUACGGCGGCCUGCUUCCCGGCAUCAAGACCAUCGCCGCGGAGGAGGGCGCUGGCGCUCUGUUCAAGGGCUGGGCUCCGACUGCCAUCGGUUACUCGGCCCAGGGCAUGUGCAAGUUCGGCUUCUACGAGUUCUUCAAGGACACGUACAGCACCAUGGCUGGUGAGGAGAACGCCUACAAGUACCGUGGCGCCAUCUACCUGGCCGGUUCGGCCUCGGCCGAAUUCUUCGCCGACAUGGCCCUCUGCCCCAUGGAGAUGGUCAAGGUGAAGGUGCAGACCUCGCCUGCCGGCACGUUCCCGGUGGAGUUCGGUGCCGCUGUGGGCGCCAUGAAGGCCAACUCGGCGGAGACCCGCUUCCCGUUCGGUUCGCUCGUGCCCCUGUGGUCGCGCCAGAUCCCGUACACGAUGGCCAAGUUCUUCUUCUUCGAGAAGGUGGUGGAGGCCUUCUACACGUACGUGUUCACGGAGCCCAAGAGCUCGUACCCCAAGAGCACGCAGCUCGGUGUCACGUUCGCUUCGGGUUACCUGGCUGGUGUCAUCUGCGCUAUCGUGUCGCACCCUGCCGACUCCGUGGUGUCGCUCAUGGGCAAGGCUGAGAACAAGGGCAAGGGCUUCGGCCAGAUCGCCAGCGAGACCGGUCUGGUCAACCUGGCCACCAAGGGCCUUGGCACGCGUAUCAUUAUGAUCGGUACGCUCACGGGUGCUCAGUGGUGGAUCUACGACACGUUCAAGACGGUCAUGGGCAUGGGCACGAGCGGUGGUGCCGCCCCCAAGAAGAACUAGAUGCGCUUCUCGGGUGGUGUCUAAAGACCUCGAUGACUGGUUGCUUCAAUCUCUGAUCUUAACUCAGUUAUGGUAGGACUGUAACUUGGCGGUGCCAAGAGAAGCCCGAAGAUCUGAGGAAUGUAACCUGCCUCGGGCGUUUUUAGAAUAUGCAGAGUACUGGAGGCACGUAGGCGUGAAUUUAGCUAUCGAAAUCAACAAGACCUUCUUGCAGCACACUCGUGAGCUUUGAUA